AUGUCGCUCCCGUCGGUCCUCACCUGGCUCCUCGUGCCUCUUCUGGGCAUCUAUGCCAUGGCCUCUGCGAUUCCCCCGGUUCACGAUCUCGUUCUUGAACAGCAGCCAGGAAGAAACGAGCAGCUACCAACCCCCACGCCAGUGCCAAAUCUUAUCACAACACCCUCGACCGUGCAAAUCCAACUCGAUUCCGAUCGCAGACUUCCAACCCGAAAUGGCGAUCCCUAUGGAUUAUCCGAUUUCGGAAUCGACCCGGCACACGUCACGCGCAAAGAACUAGAUGCCCUUCGUGAAGCUGGUGCUAUCCCGAGCUUGCUGGAUCUCGAGAGCAACUCACAUGAAACUUCCUUCAGCGACGACGAGUCAUAUCUCCCCGACUUCUACCCCCUGCUCAAGCUGUGCCUUCUCGGCGCGACGGCCGUGGGCGUAUUAAGUGCCAUGGUGCACUUUAAAGAGCGAUGA
Penicillium argentinense is the source of this 462-nucleotide messenger RNA. RefSeq lists its product as uncharacterized. NCBI's taxonomy places the organism in Eukaryota, Fungi, Ascomycota, Eurotiomycetes, Eurotiales, Aspergillaceae. The record is from RefSeq and is a predicted model, not a curated record. Bases 1 to 462 code for a protein of 153 amino acids. The transcript is spliced from 2 exons.